Brachypodium distachyon (stiff brome) is the source of this 2939-nucleotide messenger RNA. RefSeq names its product sulfoquinovosidase. The transcript has 5 exons. Bases 141 to 2855 code for a protein of 904 amino acids. Gene Ontology annotation, biological process: carbohydrate metabolic process. The record is from RefSeq and is a predicted model, not a curated record. Gene Ontology annotation, molecular function: carbohydrate binding; hydrolase activity, hydrolyzing O-glycosyl compounds. Lineage: Eukaryota; Viridiplantae; Streptophyta; Magnoliopsida; Poales; Poaceae.
CGUCCCCAUCUCCCCUCAUUCCAGAAUCUAUUUCACCCAAUGGCGGGCUCGUCUCGUCACCGAGCAGAGCAUCCGCGCGCGAGGCGAGGCGAGCUCCCCUUCCGUUCUUCUCUCCCCAGGCCCCACCGCCGUCGAUCGACAUGGCGUCGCCGGCGCAUCCCAAGACCACGAAGAAGCACAACGCGCGACUCAACAACCCCUUCCCGCGCGCCGUCCCGGCCGCCGCCUUCCGCCAGUACGGCGACGCCGCGCCGCCGCUCUCCUUCGCCCCGUCCUCCGCCAAGCUCGCCCAGGCCCACGAUCACCCCGUCGGGUCCCGGUUCCGCCUCCGCUGGGACCCCUCGCACGGCGGGGCGGUGUCGCUGGCAGGCAUCCAUGUCUCCUCGUCCGUGAUGUGGGAGACCAUCCCUGGCGUCGCGUUCGUCUCCGCGGCCUCCGCCGUCACCGAGGCCGACGAGUGCCGCGGAUCCUUCGCGCUCCGCGACGGGCGCGCCCGCCUCGUCCCGGACCGCCAGACCGUCGACAGGAUCAGGGCCUUGUACCGCUGCGACGCCGACCUCCUGCGCGCCGCCGCGUUCCAGGCGUCCGAAGAGACGCGGUUCCCGGUGCUCCUGAUCACCGGGGUCGUGUCCGCGAGGAAGGCGGGCCCCGCGUCGUCGUGCUGCUGCGGCCUGCGCGCCAGGAUUCGCGCGGGGCAGCCGAUCUUCUCGGCGCGGUAUUGGUUCCUCCUAGAGGAGAAGAACAACACGCAGGUGGCGUUCGGCGUCAAGAUCGCCGACUACCAAUGGAGCUGCGGUCACGCGGCGGAUCCUUCGAGUCCACCGCCGGCGGGCGGGUCGACUGCAAGGCCCCAACGGACCAGCCUGCGCCUCCGCCUGCACCUGGCGGGGCGCGUCCAGAGGAACAGCGGCAGGAAGAAGAAGCUCUCCUCCGGGUUCCCGGUCCGGGAGGAGGAGCUCUCGGCACUCCUGCCGCGGCUGAAGAAAGAGGAUGAAGAGGAGGCGCGGGCGCCGGAGGAGUUCAACCGGGUGUUCCUGACGUACGCGAGCGAGCGCGACGAGAGGUUCUACGGUUUCGGCGAGCAGUUCAGCCGCAUGGAGUUCAAGGGGAAGAGGGUGCCCGUCCUUGUGCAGGAGCAGGGGAUCGGGAGGGGAGACCAGCCCAUCACUUUUGCUGCCAAUCUCCUCAGCUACAGGUCGGGAGGAAACUGGAGCACCACGUAUGCUCCAUCUCCCUUCUACAUGACCUCCAAGAUGAGGUCCUUGUACCUGGAGGGAUAUGAUUACUCCAUAUUUGACCUCACGAAACCUGAUAGAGUGCAGAUUCAGGUUUACGGGAAUUCGGUUCGGGGACGAAUACUGCAGGGCCACUCGCCGACCGAGCUGAUCACGAGCUACACGGGAUCGACCGGACGGCCGCCCGUUCUUCCCCGAUGGAUCACCUCCGGCGCGGUGGUUGGCAUGCAGGGCGGCACGGACGCCGUCCGCCGCGUGUGGAGCCAGCUGCGAGACCACGACGUCCCGGUCUCCGCGUUCUGGCUGCAGGAUUGGGUUGGGCAGAGGAAGACGGCGAUCGGGUCGCAGCUCUGGUGGAACUGGGAGGUCGACGACGAUCACUACGCCGGCUGGAACGAUCUCGUGCGCGAUCUCCGGCGCGGCGGCGUGAGGACGAUGACCUACUGCAACCCCUGCCUCGUCCCGAUGGGUGGGAAGGCGAACGCAAGGAGGCACCUGUUCGAGGAGGCCAAGGAGCUGGGGAUCCUGGUGCGGGACGAGUCCGGCGGGCCGUACAUGAUGCCCAACACGGCGUUCGACGUGGCCAUGCUGGACUUCACGAACCCGUCGGCGUGCGCCUGGUUCAAGGGCAUCCUCCGCGGCAUGGCGGAAAGCGGCGUGAGCGGCUGGAUGGCCGACUUCGGCGAGGGCCUGCCUCUGGACGCGCGGCUCCACUCCGGGGAGGACCCCGUCGCCGCCCACAACCGGUACCCGGAGCUCUGGGCCCGCGUCAACCGCGAAUUCGCCGACGAGUGGAAGAAGAAUUCAUCCGGCGAUCAUGGCACGGCGUCGGAGGAGGAAGAAGAAGAAGAAGAAGGGCUGGUGUUCUUCGUGCGGGCGGGGUUCAGGGAGAGCUCGCGGUGGGCGAUGCUGUUCUGGGAAGGGGACCAGAUGGUGAGCUGGCAGGCCAACGACGGCAUCAAGAGCAGCGUCGUGGGCCUGCUCAGCGGCGGCCUCUCGGGGAUCCCGCUCAACCACAGCGACGCCGGGGGCUACUGCACCGUCGACCUGCCCCCUUUCCUGCGCUACCGCCGGGGCGAGGAGCUCCUGAUGCGGUGGAUGGAGCUCAACGCCUUCACCGUCGUCUUCCGCACGCACGAAGGGAACAGGCCGGGCUCCAAUGCCCAGUUCUACUCCAACGCCCGCACCCUGGCGCACUUCGCGCGCUGCGCCAAGGUCUACAAGGCCUGGGAGUUCUACCGGGCCCGGCUCGUGAAGGAGGCGGCGGAGACGGGGCUCCCCGUGGCGCGGCACAUGUUCCUUUACUAUCCCGAGGACCGCCGCGUGCAGGGGAUGACGUGCCAGCAGUUCCUCGUGGGGACGGAGUUGCUGGUGGUGCCCGUGCUGGACAAGGGCAGGAGGACGGUGGCAGCGUACUUCCCGGCGUCGGACGGGGCGUCGUGGAGGCACGUGUGGACCGGCCAAGAGUUUGGUAACAACGGACAUGGUGGUGUUGGGGCGGUGCACGGGUUCGAGGCCGAGGUCGGGGCCGAAGUGGGUUACCCGGCCGUGUUUGUCAGGGUCGGGUCGCCCGUUGGGGAAAGGUUUGUAAGCAAUUUGAGAGAUCUCAAGGUAGUUUAACCGCGGAGUGUAAAGUGAAAACAUCGAAUUUGAGCCCUGUCUUUGGCCGCCUCGAUUGAUUACACAAUACCCUCCUUCUCCACC